Messenger RNA from Myotis davidii, 867 nucleotides. RefSeq names its product T-cell ecto-ADP-ribosyltransferase 1-like. The record is from RefSeq and is a predicted model, not a curated record. The annotation marks the transcript as partial. Gene Ontology annotation, molecular function: NAD+ poly-ADP-ribosyltransferase activity; NAD+-protein-arginine ADP-ribosyltransferase activity. Lineage: Eukaryota; Metazoa; Chordata; Mammalia; Chiroptera; Vespertilionidae. The transcript has 2 exons.
GUGACCGGCCGGAUACAACCAGCUAAUUCAUGUGAGCUAGGCAUGGCUGAAGAUGCAUUUGAUGAUCAGUAUGUGGGCUGUACUGAAGAAAUGGAGGCAAAAGCACCCCAGCUGUUAGAAGAAGAACUUAAAGUGAAUAGAAAUUUAAGAAAAGAAUGGGAAGAUGCAAUGGGACUAUGGGAGAAAAAGAAGAACAAAAUAGACUCUUCAAAAGGACUCAGUGAUUCCCAUGGAAUAGCUCUAGUCGCCUAUACUGGAAAUAUUGCAAUAGAAUUUAACAAAGCUGUAAGAAACUUUGGUCAAAAUAGAGGUAACUUUCAGUUCAAAGCCUUCCAUUAUUAUUUGACAAGAGCUCUUCAGCUUCUCAGGACAGGGGAGUGUUACACAGUUUAUAGAGGCUGUAAGACAAAGUUUGAUUACAGUGGGAAAGGAAAUGUACGUUUCGGCCAAUUUACCUCUUCAUCUCUCUCUUUAUUGGUAACUGUACCGUUUAUGGACAAUUAUGAGAGAACACUGUUUAACAUCACAACCUGCUUGGGUGUUAAAAUAGAAAACUUCUCUCGCUAUCAAUAUGAAAAGGAAGUGCUAAUUCCAGGCUAUGAAGUGUAUCAGGAAGUCAUCAAAAAAAACGAUUACAUUUCACUUAGGAAGCCCAAAAUAUCUAAGAGUAACUACAAUUGCUACUAUAUCAACAGCUCAGGUUUCGCCAAAGAUGAAGUUACGCUUCCUUAUCCCCAGAAAUGCACCCUAAGGAAGCCCUGCAAUGCAGACAGCUGGCGGCUUUCACAGUGGCUCUCGCGCUUCGCAUUGAAUCCUCACAACCACCUCAAGAAAGUCUGUUAUUCCUCCCCAUUUACAGAUGAGUAA